Messenger RNA from Anopheles merus, 2454 nucleotides. It is a transcript of the gene Atg10, whose product is annotated as ubiquitin-like-conjugating enzyme ATG10. The record is from RefSeq and is a predicted model, not a curated record. Gene Ontology annotation, cellular component: intracellular anatomical structure. The coding region runs from base 502 to 1179 and encodes 225 amino acids. The transcript is spliced from 4 exons. Gene Ontology annotation, molecular function: Atg12 transferase activity. Lineage: Eukaryota; Metazoa; Arthropoda; Insecta; Diptera; Culicidae. Gene Ontology annotation, biological process: protein lipidation; protein modification by small protein conjugation; macroautophagy.
GACUGACAAGCAACGCGUUUGACAGUUUUGACACAGAGGAAGAGCUGUCAAACGUUUGUUAUUGGGUGGUGGAGGUUUGCAUUUAUUUUGCAAGAUUGGUAGUAAAAUCGGCAAACUUAUAGUAAUAAUUGAAAGAGAGUUUGUGUUUUCUAAUUCCCAUAAAGUUACUAUCAACUCUAGCAUCUUUGUGUGCGUGUAAUUUGGUUGGUAGUUGGCCAGAGCAAAAUCGUAAUCAGCUGCUGUCAACAGCCGACAGCAUACUCGGCAUCAUAACUUUUCUUCCAUUUGCAACAUAACUUGCACACAUACUUUGAGGUUGGAAUAUUUCGGCUUAAAAGCAUUUUAAGUGCUGUUAAAAAAAAGUUGACUACCUAACGUACCAGCCUGGGAGUCCUCCACAACCUGGAACCGGAUACAUUGCAUCGUACCAGCAGCUCAGUUGCGCAGAGCAUCGCAGAGCAUAAGCACAGCAUAGCAAUGUUGAUGUGAACCAUUGUUUGUAUGGCUGUCAAACAGCUCGGCACCACGCUGUUUGGAUACGCACAUUGUUUGCAGCGCUCCCCGCGAUCGAGGAUGAAGUUGAGCGAGUUCACCUUGUACUGUGACCAAUUGGUCCACGCGUCACGCAACUGCGCCGACCGUUGGCGAUGGGUGCGGGAGAAGGAGCCGGGCUACCUAUGUCUGGAGACAGUACGGCACGUGCGGAGCACCGAAUCGAACCCCCAGAACGAGGUGCUGGAGGGAAUGGCCGAGCUGGACGUGGAAGAUGAUCCGGGCCUGGCCGCUGUCGGUGGUGGGCAGCCUACCGCCCGGACGCUAGCGUUCGAGUAUCACGUGCUGUACUGUGAAAGCUACGAGGUGCCAACACUGCUGUUUAACAUAUACGAGAAAGGUGGCGCUCGAUUAAACCUGGAGGAAGCAUGGGACGUGCUGCAGAUUAGCGGAUGCGUAUCGUCGGACGAGCGGUACAGUGCGAUCACGAUGGUGCACCAUCCGGUACUGUACCGGCCGUACCUGAAGCUGCAUCCUUGCAAAACAGCCGAGCUGAUCGGCUCACUGUCCGGCAGCACGAACCCGGUACUGUCCUUCCUUACGACCUACGCACCGUACGUUAAUCUGGAGCAGGAUGAGUUGGCUCGGGCGUUGCAAUCGGAUGUUAAAAAAGAAACCGGCGAGUAAUGCACCAUGUAAUCAGCAAGACUGCGACACUGAAUGCGGUCGAUGCAAGUAGAGUAAGCAUGCGAUAUGUAAGAAUAACAUUAAAGCUUUGUUUUUGUGAUUUUGCCGAGCCAGAGUGUAUGACCUAAAAAUGUACGAGUUGGGAUAUUGCAACCAGUGAAAUGCUCUUGUUUUUUACACCCUGUGAAUUGUAGACGCUUAGAAGAGUACAUAGUUCCUUAAAAUCGCGAUGAGAUAGCAUACCACUUUUUUAUCACCAAAAACGUAGAAUAUAUAAGAAGAAAAAACACAAAAUUUAACAUAACGUUUCCUUUACUACCAAUCAUUGUGUAGCGCGAAGCAACAUUUUUCGUGACUCAUCCAAUGGAACGACGGAAGAAAUUCGUAAAUUCCAAUAAUUAAAUUCUACGACCUAUUUCUUGGAUCUACUGAAUCAAUCAUAUUGUGUUGCGCUGAACCAUCAACUAUGGAUCGAAAAAGGAUGCAUGAAACGUCAAACGACACCGAGAAAGCGAAAAGAACGUUUUGUUCGAAAUCUAGUAAGCUGUGCGAACUUUGAAGUUUGAUCACUUUUGCACAAUUGGGGUUUGAGCAAGAGGAGUUGAGUAGUUGUUGUUUUUUUGCGCUGGGGAAAGAUGUUAUACAAAGGCAUCAAUAUGAAACUGGAAGAUUUUAUCUGCAACUGUUUCUGGAUGGUGAACGAUUCGAGUGCACGGCCCCACGCCAAAGCCGUUUGGCUAUGGGGCGACGAGCGGCGCUUUAUACGACUGGAGAAGGUUGUGUCGACAGGGCCGCCAAUAAUAAAUCUGUAUGGUUUUUUAGUCUACCGUCUGUAUCCAAUGGUCUACCAGUACGAUGUUGUGUGGGACUCCAUAACCAAAAAUCCCAAGCUGCUGUUUAACGUCUAUGACUGUGAGGGAACUCGGCUGAGAAUGCAAUCCGUGUGUUCGCUGCUCGGCAUCAAGUACAAUAUAGACGCGGAUGAUGAAGAUUCGCUGGACGUGGAACUCCACCCGAUACUGAACAUGCCGUACUAUUGCUUGCCCCCCAAGCUAUUGGCACAACCGAACGGCCAGUGGCUGGACAUUAAAAAUCCCAUCCUACGAUAUGUGCUCAAAUACACAUCGUUCACUAAUCUGACGCAGGAAGAGCUGCUUGAACUCAGUGACGAAUCGCCGUACAUCGAGUAGUUUGACCGUAUAUUUAUUCUAGCUAAAUUCCUCGACUUGCCUUAAUAGAUGUGUUGAUCUAAUAAAUUCUGUUAAACUGUUUGUA